This is a messenger RNA of Amphibalanus amphitrite, 1404 nucleotides long. RefSeq lists its product as uncharacterized. Bases 419 to 1018 code for a protein of 199 amino acids. The transcript has 2 exons. The record is from RefSeq and is a predicted model, not a curated record. NCBI's taxonomy places the organism in Eukaryota, Metazoa, Arthropoda, Thecostraca, Balanomorpha, Balanidae.
AAAAUGGGCUGAAGCCAUUGGACGGAACGUGGAAAACCUGAACGGGGUCAACUGUGGCAUAUGCGAAAAGCAUUUCCGUCCUCAUGAUUUUCGUGUGGGUGCUAACAGACGCGGCAAGGAUCGGAAACGGCGACUUCUGAAGAAAGAUGCUGUGCCGUUUGUGGAACUCGUAACAGGCCGCUCAACACCUCGUCUGACGAAAUUUGCAGACCCAUCGGCACGACGACUCCGACAGGAACAAGAGGCCGAAAACCGGACACAGGCAUUCUUCGCUGACGACCAGAUACAGAACCUUGCUGAUCUCUGUCAGAAACUAAAAAAGGAGCACCUGCCCGUGGGCUUCAGGGUGGCCGAAGUCAACGGUGAAGACGUGACAGUGAUCAGCAUAAGAAAAGAGGAAGUUAGAGAACCGGCUGGCAUGCCCGUUAUAACCCACAACAUCACCAUAUACGACGACCUUCGCUUCAAGCUGCACUGCCAAGGAACUGAUGUUUCGGUCAAGACAGUCUCUGAUAUCUGCUGCGUGCCUGGAGCGUUUUCAUCAGUGUCAGAAGUGCUGAACGUGAUUGCACGUCUGAAGAGUGUCACUGUGACAGUUGCUGCUCGUCUGUCGGCAGCCGCGACGCUCCUCGACACAAUCGCCGAGUCCAGCGAUGGCGAUGUCUGCCCAGUAGUUUGGAGGACUCUCGUCAAAGAGCAGAGCAGCAGGCAGCGUCUGUUCGGCAGCAACCUGCCGCGAGCAGUCUUCGUGAAUGUGGUGAGUGAAGUCAUCACAUCGGCCGAGAACGUGACUGUCUCAGACAUCAGCUGUGAAGGAGGCCACUGUCUUGCAACUGUAGUAUCGCGUAUGGCAGGCUCCCUAUUCAAUUUGUUCGCCAGCAACAUGGUCAAGGACGCCAACAGCCGUCUACACGGAAAAUGGAAGCGUUCCACAGACCCCGGCGCCAGUACCAGUAAGGAGAGAUGCUCUAGGGAAGACCAGAAGCGCCGCAAGUUAAGUGGGAGUAAGAAGACUUAGGACCAGCUCGGCUCCACUGCAUCUGCAGGCGCUGACUGACAGCGUUAUCUAGUGGCCGAUAUUUAAGUUACCUUUGUGCACCGGCACAGUAUGCCUUCAGGCGCUGACUCACAGUGCCAUCUAGUGGCCAGUAUGUACGUUACAUUUGUGCGCCGGCACAGUAUGGCUCAGCGCGACCCGGGUCAAACGUAUAUACGCCCGCCGCCAGUUCUCCGUGUCUUGUCCUGUUAGUUUCUGGAGCUGGAAGAGUGACAUCGCAGGAGCGUCACAGUUCCAAUAGUGUAUCAUUGUGAUCAAUUUCUGUGAUAAUUGUGGCUUGCAUUCAUUGUAUUACGAUUCAUUGUGAUGUGCGAAUUAUCAUAAACAAGCAACCACUAUCUGCGAGU